Messenger RNA from Rotaria socialis, 972 nucleotides. The record is from the annotation of a GenBank genome assembly. NCBI's taxonomy places the organism in Eukaryota, Metazoa, Rotifera, Eurotatoria, Philodinida, Philodinidae.
AUGAAUUCUAAAAAACGACCGUUACCGUUGGAAGUAUCAAGCUGGAUGGAAAGAGGUUUAACACUAAGGAAAAUCACGGCCAAUUCACGUUUAUUAACCAAUGAUACGCGACAAAAUAUCGUAUUAAGUCGACAAUUUUUUUCCAAUCUUUUAACUUUAUCAUAUUCACGCUAUCGAAAAAUGGCCGAAUACGACUUUGAUAAAAAGUUGUUUCUUAAAAAUCAACAAAAUAAAUGCGAACAAUCAAUGCCUGGUUUUCGAUCGUCUAUGGAUCAAUUAACAAUGGGCAUGAAUAGAAGUGUAUCAGCACGAUCUCCAUUAAACAGAAAAACUUGUAAUCCGUUAAUGUGUCCGUCAACACAAUCAUUUUUUUCUCGUUCAGACACGAAAACUGAUGCAACACUAAAUCGACUUCGACAACCAUCACCAGUACUAACGAAAACAGCGUCACCCGUGCCAGGUGAACCUGAAGUCACGCCUAUUAUAGUUUCUGCAACGCCAACUAAUCCACGAGCGUCAAGUCGUCUAAGAAUGUCACGUGAAAGACUCGAACGUUUAGCUCAGCCGAAAGGUUAUCGACCAAAAUCAACGAAUACACAUGUUCGUGCAUAUUUAGCUGACGAAACAACAACUGCUGAAGAUAUUUUUGGAAAAAUUGAUCAUGCAUCAGAAAUCGACGCAAUACCAGUGCAGCAGGUCUUGCCCGAAAAACCUAAAAGUGCCAUGGACGAUAAACGUUUUCGUCAUUUAGUUGGCGCUUUUACUGAAAUACAUGCAGUAGAAAAUCCAAAUGUAACAACAGUUAAAAAUAUUGUUCAAGCCAAUUCAUCACUACAAGACGAAGAAGGACAAUGGAAAAUUGGAAUUCGCUCAGCAAUAAGUCGUAAAAAUGAGCUUGCUCGUAAUCGUCGACAGCUUACCGAGAAACUAGGUAGAAAACUAGAUGUGUUCUUAAUCGAUGUUGGAGCAUAA